AUGGCGCUCUCAAAACAGAAAAUCGUUGAUUUAAUCUGUUCUGUGGUUUUCAUUAACACGAUAAUCUGAAUUGUAUAUCGGGAAUUGUAUUAAAAUUUGAGGUUGACAGUUAUGAGAUUUGUAUAAAGGAUAUUGCAAGUGACAUGUUAUAGGUUAUUAACAUUAUGACAUAAAUACACAUAAAUAUGAAACAACAAGUCAUAGAUACCAAAACAAUUUCUGGAUCAACAGGAGAAGCUGACGAGUGUUUGUUUGAAUAUUUACAUGCUGAAAUAGUUAAUUAUGUUUUAAGUUUAUCGCUAGAUACAAAGGAAGGUAAAGAGGAUCUGUCUCGAUUGGAAUGGAUGGGAUUUAGUGUUGGAUAUAAAAUCAUUGAACGAUUAACAAGAGAAUGGAGUCGUUUCAAAGAUGAAUUAGAUAUGAUUAAAUUUAUAUGUACAGAUUUUUGGUGCAGCUUAUAUCAUAAACAAAUUGAUAAUCUUAGAACAAAUCACCAUGGGGUAUAUGUAUUACAAGACAAUUCAUUUCGUUUGUUAGAUAAAGUCGGUACUAAUAAUACUAAACAAUAUCUUCCAGAAAGUCCACGCUUAUUAGCAUUUACAUGUGGUUUAUUACGAGGUAGUUUAGCAAAUCUUGGUAUUGUAAGUACUGUAACAGCGGAAACGUCAGCUUUACCAAGUUGCAAAUUCCAUGUUCAAGUACAAAGAAUUUAACAUGUAUAGCUAAGAUAAUAUGCAUUUCAUAUGAUUUAUCACUACAUUAUUGAUAUAAAGUCUGAAAGAUAUAUAAUGUUCUAGUAAUGGAUAUGAGUUUUAUAGUUAACAUGAAGAACAUGUCAAUUAUAUCUAAAAUUUUCUAUAAAUUGUAAAUGAUGUAAAGAAUUAAAACUUAACAUAUACAAGUAAAAUAAAUAUGUAAGUAUUAUGUAACAUUAUAAUUUAUUGGCACUUAUAGAUGUUUAGGCUUUUGCAACUUUAUAAACAUAAUGGAAUAAUUAGCAGUUUUCAAACAUUGAUAUAUUACUGACAUUUAAUUCUUACUCCACCAUAAUAUUCUUUAAUACAAAUUACAUAUGUCUACAAUUCUAUAUUGUUCCAUUAAUUUAUUAAUAUAAAAUUAUAAAAACAGCGAUAUACAAAAACUUAUGUGGAUCCAUUAGUUUGUAAAGUAUUGUCUUUACUAGAAAUAAAAUUAACAAUGUCAGAAGGAUUUAUAAUUCCAACUAAAGCAUCAUUGUUUAUAUGAUCUACAACAACUACAUAAGCUUCAUGUUCGAGAACUAAUGAAAGUUUUAUAAGAGUUGUUGUAGAUAAGACCUUUACGAAAUGUUUUAUCAUAAUAUUUUCUACACAAUCUGUCUGUUUAAUUCCACCAAAUAUUAGCUUACUCAUAAGUACUUGCAUUGUAAGAACACCUUUAACUUUUUCCUCAUUAUCAAUAAUUACAACUUGAUGUGAAUUUGUGGUUUUAAGAAUAUGGAUAGCUUCUUGACAUGUAGCUGUUUUGGAUAAUAGAGGAGGUUUAGUUAUGGAUAAAGUUGAAACUGGGUAAUUGGACCACCAUUUAUUUGAUUCAUCUAGUGAUGGUAUGUCCUGCAAUAUACAAUAAAUUUUCUUUAGUUAAUAAAUUCGAGCUUGAUGUAUCUAUAAUAUAUAAUAAUGAAACUUAGUUUAUAAAAGAUCAUAUAUUUAAAAUUCUAUCUUGCAUAAAAUAUUUUUAUUCGUAAAUAUAUUUUUUUAUAAGUGUUACCAAAAAGCCUCUAAUUUCCAUCCAUUUAUCAGAUACAAAUUUAGUCAUAUAAUUUCGUAUCCCAUCAGGUAGGAUAAUAACAACACGUUUUUUUGCAGGGAUAUCUUUUGCAAUUUUUAGAAAUGCAGACAAAGCAGCACCACUACUACCUCCACAUAAUAAUCCUUCUUGUUUGAUAAGCAUGCGUGCUGCAUUUAGUGAUUCACAAUCAUUAACUUUUACCCAUUUAUCUACUACAUUACGAUCCAGCACAGUAGGUAGAAAAUCAUAUCUUAAAGAAAUUACUUCAGUAAAACAGUGCAUAGAACUUACAAGUAUUAGUGAAUAGAAUUUAUAAUGAAUUUUAUAAAUCACAUACCCAAUUCCCUCUACUUCAUAAAAACUAACAUCAUGUUCAUUUAACUCAGAUGGAAAUGCAAGAAUACUGCCGAUAGGAUCAACUGCAAUGAUUGUUACUUCAGGAUGUAAUUCUUUCAAUUUACGUCCAAUGCCGCUGACAGUUCCUCCUGUACCAGCACCAAUUACGACAUAAUCUAACUUUCCAUCACACUGUUUCCAAAUUUCCAUUGCAGUUUGGUCAUAAUGAGCCAGAGGAUUUCCACUAUUUGUGUACUAUAUAUGAAUAACAUAUUUAUACUAUUAAUAUAAUAAGAUUUUCAACACACGCACAUACAGAAAUGCCAAAAAUAUAUCAUCAAUUAGAAAAGAUGUUAAAUUUACUUGGUCAAGAAUAACACUAUUAGGAAUUUCUUUUUGAAGUUUUUGAGAAAUACUAAUAUGGCUUUCAGGACUAUUCCAGGCUGCUUCUGUUGGUGUUCUAACUAUUUCAGCUCCAAGUGCACGUAGAGUAAGUACUUUUUCAUUGGACAUCUUUUCUGGCAUAACAAUAAUACACCUAUAUCUUUUAACAGCUGCAGCCAUUGCUAGACCAAUCCCUGUGUUACCACUUGUUGGUUCAAUUAUAGUAGAACCUGGCUUUAAUAUCCCUUUUUCCUCUGCAUCUUGGAUCAUUCUAUAAGCAAUUCGGUCUUUCACAGAACCACCAGGAUUCAUAAAUUCACAUUUUGCAACUAAAAUGUAAUAAUCAAAUAUUCUAUAUUAAUUUCAAUAUUAGUAGUUUUUGGGUAUGAAAUUUGAAUACUUACAUAUUUCACAUUCUAGUCCAUGUAGUUGUGGAAUGGUAUUUAAACGUACCAUAGGAGUUUGACCAAUAGCUUCCAAAAUGUUAGGUAAAACAUUAUUUCGAUUUGAAAAUCUGAAGAUUUAUAACAUUUGUAAAACUAUAAUUUCUAUAUACAAAAUUUUAAAUGAAUAUUUCUUAUUUUAACAAAUAAAGCAAAUAAAGCAAAUAAAGUAAAUAUAGCAAAUAUGUACAUACUCUUUUCUUAUUGUGUGUGGUGUAUUUGUCGCAUUUGCUCUCCAUGUGCAAUGGCUUAAUCGAUCAGGACGUUCUAAUUCCAUUACACAAACCUAUUUAUGCAUAUAAAAACUUAUUAAAUUCGUCAUAAUGUUUAUAUUGACAAUUUAAUACAUAUCAAUUUUAAUAAUUAAAACUACAUAUAUAACUUACUUUCUACAACAAGAAGAAAUUUUAAUUUAAUUAUGUGCUAUAUAAAAAUUCUGCUUUUUAUUACUUUUAAAAUGUAUGGUAUCGCAUAAAUUAGUUUUUACUAUACAAUAAUUAAUAUUAUGAAAGUACAUUACAAUUUUUAUGAGAGUAUAAGUAACAUCUAAAUGUUAUGUAGUUGAUAAAAAUAAUAGGUAGAUAAUAUACAAAAAUCCAGAAAACUAGAUACACUUUACCACGCUACACUUGUUCCACAGCUAACCUGUUCUGUGCUUUCAAUGCUGCCAACUACAAAUAUAUGAACUAUCUUAUCAAUAUGUAAAAAUGAUUGUUUUUAAGGCUAUAUACUACUUUUUGUUCAAAACAUGUGUGACUUCAACAAGAGGUAUGGACAAAAUGUGAACUACGAAACAAGCGGGAAACGCUGUCCUCACCAUCAGAUCGGUAUGUAAGCUUGUUUGGUUAUUCUCCCCUCUCAUGCGACAUAAAUUGGUUUCAUGUGAGCAGAGUAAAUAGUUUAGUAGAUUCUGAAUGCACACUUUUCAGUCUUUCAUAUAUAUAUAUCUUUCUUUGAUAGUAUCGUGCUUCUUGCAGUGAUCCGUGCUAGAUACGAUGUCGGUACUUAUUUGUUUUACGAUAAAUGCAUAAAUAUAAUUGACACAUAAGAAUUAGUAUAUAAAUCUGCAACAAAAAUAAGAAUUUUUCGAAUAUUUUCUUAAAAAUAAUUAGUGAAUAUUUAUAUAUUAUAUUAUUUUAAUACAAAUUAAAACAUGAGUUCAUUUCCACACUACCUAUGAAGUAAAAUUCCCAGCGCUUUUUUUUACGUGGUUUUCCCUGUAGUUCACUCUAUACGACUUUGAUUAUUACUACUAUUAAUAAUAAUAUACUACUGUUACUAUUACUGAUAAUAAUAAUAAUAAUAAUAUUAUAUAAUGUAAUAUAUUAUAAUAUAAUAAUAAUAAUAAUAAAAAUGUACGUAAAUAUUAUUUAUAUACAUCUAGAUAUUAUUUAAUACAUUUUAUAUUAUAAUAGUAAAGACGAUUAGCUUUGACUGAUCAUGAGAAAGAAACAAUAUAAAAAUAAAUACAUUAUGAUCAUAACGUAAUAAGACAAAAAGAAACAAUAGUGGACGAAAACAAAAGAAAUGUUUCGUACUUUUCUUCAUAUAUUGUUUAUAUUAGAUAGGCGGUCAUGUGUCCAAAUUAUCAAGGACACGAUUUGUUGAGAAUUCGUAUGUCAAACCAUCACGUAAAAUGAUACAUAUUCCUUCUUUUGUUAUCAUAAAUUACUUUCAUUAUGUGUCAUGUUGUAUACAAGUAGAUUCUUCUAUUUCUUCUUAUUAUUAUAUUAUUACAUUAUAUAUUAUUAUUAUAGUAAUUAUACUAUUAUAGUAUUAUAGUAAUAAUAUGAAGUGAACUUCUUCAGAAGAAACUAUAACAAAAUUGCACUGGAAGAAAAAUCUCGUAAUGUGAAAACAAACUCGAUCUUUAUUAAAAAUAAUAUUUAAUAUAUAUGUUCACUAAUUAUUAAUUUUGAAAAAAUAAUCAACAAAUGUAUAUAAUUUAUAUACAUUUGUCAUUGAAUAAAAUUAUACUGCUGCUGUGUCUUAUCUAGCAUAUAUCAUCGCGAAAUUCACAUCAAGCAUUAGUGGAGAAAAUAAAUAUAAGAGAUUGGAUAGUAACACCUUACUAAAUUAUCAAAUAAGGAAAAAAAAGUAAAUUAAUUCAUUAUUUUCGUUUACAUCGAUACAAUAAAAAAAAACCAAUUAUGCCUCGAACCUAAGAUUUCCUGUAUUACGAAUCUAGAUGAUUGCCAAUGUGCUACACAUUAUUUAUAGAAUCUUUCUCUUUUUAGUCUAUAAAAUCUAAAAAAAACUACAAAUUUUUACAAAAUUUAACAAUAUUUUAAAAACUCAGAUUCCUUGACAUAAACUAUUGGACAUGUAUUUCUUUAUUUUUACCAUAAAAUUAUCUGGCUAAAGCUCAUUUAUGAAAUUGAAUGAGUAGCUUCUCCGCGCGAGGAUCGAGAAACCUAUUCCUUUAUAUCUGGAAAUGUUCAAAAAAUCUGAAUCAGCUAUUUAAGCAGCAACCAAACAGGCAAUUACUACUUCAAGGAUAUAAAACAUACACCAUUCAAGAGUCUACAUGGAAAUCAGUAAUGGGGAUACGAGCUUUAUCUCUUUUGCCGGAAAUUUUAAAAGACGUCACAGUACUAAACUUUUUCUUCGCGAAAAAUGUCGAAAAUAUCAUUUGCGUCAUCAAGGAGAAUAGAAGUAAUUCUCGAUCAAUUUUGAUGAAAAAGAUUUUAUUUUAAAGAAAAAGGUUUAAUUUACGAUGCCCUUUCGGCGGAGUUUUGAAAAAGCUUUUUAUUUAUGUAUAAGCUAUUUUUGAAAAAUACCAUUUUUUAACCCGAUUUUUUCCAAAGAAAAUCAAGCUUUUUCAAAAAUUCUCUGAAAGAGUGCCGUAAAUUAAACUUUCAUCUUUAAAAUGAGACCUUGUUCAUUAAAAUCGGUCAAUAAUUACGCCUGUUCUCAUUGAUGGCAUAAACUAUUAAAAACCACCAAGUAGUGAACAGCCUUAAUGAUAAAUCAUUUUAUUGAGUUUGAAAUAGUAAUAUAUUAUUUUAUUAGACUUUAUAAAAUAAUACUUUACAGAUACACAUUUUAUAUUAUUGUUUUUUAUUCUUGUACUCGUAUAUCAAAGUUUCCUGUUUUUUAAAUAGAUAAUCUUUAUCUUUAAGUGCUAACAAAUUCCUUAAACAAUUAAGAUUAAAACCGGUUUUUUCUAAAAAUUGACGUUUACUUUGAAUGAUGUGUGACACAUCGAUGCAGUUUUCAGUAUUGCUUUCAUAUUUUAGUAUACGAUAAUAUUUUUUGUUAGAUUGCAUGUAAAAAUAAAGUAUGUUCAUGAACUUUGUUUCUUCUUUGUAAAAAGUAUUAUCUUCAUGAUCAAAAGGAUUUUCAACUAAUGAAGAUUGCCUGGUAUGAAGUUUAUCAAGACCUAUGAACUUUCUUAUAAAUUCUAUGUUAUCAUUUAGAUAAAAAGAAUUACAUAACGAUGUAUAAUACUCUAUUUCCAACAGUAGUUGUUGGUAUAUAAUUUCGUCAUGUUCACACAUUUUUUUAUCACCAUAUAUAGCAGACAUAAUAUGAUUUUGUACAAUUGUAGUAACUGAAUUACAUAUAUCAGAAGUAUCAUUCUUCAGUAAUAUAAGACAACAAUGCAUAAUUAUCAAUUUGUUUUUAGAUUCUACCUCUGAAAAACGUUGAACAAAAAAUUGAAGACAUUCUGAUGCUUCAUUUUUUACAUAUUCAUUGUCAGUAAGACUCAUGUUAAAAAUUGCUGAUAAUGUUUUAUAUAUGAUACUUUCAUCUUUGCAAAAUAUUGCUAUUAAUAUAUUUUUGAAGUGUAGUACAUUAAUAUGUGAAGUAUCUUUAUCAAGCUUUGGAAUUAAAUUCAAAAUUGUUUCCUCUAAUUUUAAUUUAUAAAUAUCAAUUAAUAAUGAACAUUUAAAAGUUGUAAUUAUAAAUUUUAUUAUUGCAUUAAUGAUUAAUGCAUUACCAUUAUCAAUUAUUGAUAAUAAAAUACGUAAUAUAAUUUUAAGAAUUGGAGUGAAACAAUGCAAACGAGUUAAAAAAUUAAUAGUUUGUUCUAUAUAUUCAGAAUGAACAAUUUUAUCAAUGAUUUUCGAAUUAAAAUUACCAGUAUAUUUAAUAUGAUCUGCAUAUAAAUAUGUCAGAAUAUCUAUGAAUUGAUAAAAACUUGGUUUUAUCUUCUCCAUAUGUAAUAUACAUAAACUAUCUAAUAUAAUUUUAUCAAAAUACUCAAUGUUUGAUGGAGAUAAUUUCAAAUUAAAUAAUUCUAUGAGCAUGCAUUCUAAAGUAUAAUAUAUUUGUUGAUUGCUUUUAGUCUUUAGCUUAUUAUUCCAGAUCUUCACAAUAUUUUGAAUUCUAUAUUCGCUAAUACAUUUUUCAUCAGAAUAGAUAAUUGUUGAUUCCAUUGUUUUACAUGAAUUUAUAUUUUCUGCUUCAGCCAAAAAUUUCUCUUUUAAAUAUUUUAUAGUAAGUAAAUGCCCAUGUAUCUUAUUAACAUUUUUGAUUAAAAAAACAUUAAAUUUCAAUAUUUCGAUUUCUGAUUUAAUGCAUGAAAAUGCAGUUAAAGCUGCAUAUGCUUUUCCAGUAAGUAUUCUAACAUGUUCAAUAGGAUUAGCCAGAAGUUUACAAAAAUAACUUUUCAUUUCUUUUACAAAAUCAUAUGAUAAAUAAUCAAUGAAAUCACAACCACUAAUUGAAAACUUAGAAAGCAAUAUAAGGAUAUGUACAAUAUUUGAAUAUUCAUGUAACAUAGUGUUUGAAUUUUCAGAUAAUUGUGAAAAAACCUGAAGUUGUUUUAAUAUGUGAUUUGUUAGGAUUGGAUAAUGAGUGAUGAAAUGAUUAACGGAAUAUCCAUUUCCAAAAUCUAAUUCUUUUCCACCAGCACUUUGUCCUACCAAACGUGGAAUUAUAGAACCAAAUAAUUGAAGACUAGCAUUCCUAAAAAUUGAAAGUAUUGAUAAUUAGAUAAUAUUAAUCAUACUAACGAUCUUGAGAAAAACGUAUAAUGUGUAAUUGUUUACCUGAUUUGCCAAAUUUCUGAUCGUAAAUACUGAAAACAUACUAAAGAAAUACGCUCCAUAUAUGGUGUUAACUGUACAUGUAUAUUUUUGUCUGCUACCAAUGUACGUAAAAAAUAUAAAUGUCUUGCCAAUGGGAGAUCGUAUUUAUAUUCAAUAUUUUCAAAUUUAGUUUCAGACCACCUUUCUAAAGAAUAUAGUAAUUCUUGUAUAGAAAAAUGUAAAAGAGGUCUUCCUUUACGAUUAUCAUUAGAUACUAUUUUAUGAAACAUCAACGAAAAUCCAGCACCACGUCGAGUUAUAUUCAAAGUAUUUGUUGUUUUAUCUUCUAAUAAAUCUUUUACAUACAUUUUUAA
Molecule: messenger RNA, 8283 nt
Organism: Vespa velutina
Lineage: Eukaryota; Metazoa; Arthropoda; Insecta; Hymenoptera; Vespidae
Gene: Trs33
Product: trafficking protein particle complex subunit 6b
Exons: 3
Coding region: 186-713 (175 amino acids)
Biological process (GO): regulation of GTPase activity; endoplasmic reticulum to Golgi vesicle-mediated transport
Cellular component (GO): TRAPP complex; trans-Golgi network; cis-Golgi network
Source: RefSeq, a predicted model, not a curated record